AUGGUGGUUGAGUUUGGCAUGUCAGAUUUAGGUAUGAUGCAUUAUUUUCUUGGUCUAGAAGUGAAUCAAUCUGUUGAUGGCAUUUUUAUUUCUCAAAAGAAAUAUGUGCAAGAUAUUCUGGACAGAUUCCAGAUGAAAAACUGCAACACUAUGAAAGCAGCUGGACAUUUGGUUGGUUACACUGAUAGCGACUAUGCCAGAAAUCUUGAAGACAGGAAAAGUACAUCAGGAUAUGCUUUUAUGUUGGGAUCUGGAGUUAUUUCUUGGUCUUCAAAAAAGCAACCUAUUGUUACUUUGUCGACCACAGAUGCAGAGUAUGUUGCUGCAGCGUCAUGCGCUUGUCAAGAUAAUCCAGUUGAAAAUGGACAGAGUAAGCCUAUAGAUGUGAAGUAUCACUUCUUGCCUGAUCUAAGUAAAGAUGCAAAGAUUAGUCUUAUCUAUUGCAGAAGUGAAGAGAAGGUUGCAGACAUAUUCACAAAGCCCUUGAAACCAGUGCCAUUUCUAAAGCUACGUGAUCAGCUUGGUGUUUGCAAAUUAAACUGA
Molecule: messenger RNA, 543 nt
Organism: Capsicum annuum
Lineage: Eukaryota; Viridiplantae; Streptophyta; Magnoliopsida; Solanales; Solanaceae
Exons: 3
Coding region: 1-543 (180 amino acids)
Source: RefSeq, a predicted model, not a curated record